UCAUAUCACGAAGCUAUGGAAAAUCAACAACAAAAGAUUAACAACGUAUUACAUUCCCUUUUCGAUUUUCGUUAUGGAGUGAUACCAUAUACGAGCACGCGGUGUCCAGACAUUACCACCGCCAUCGAUGUACUCACGACGGGAAGAUAUCAGAGGUUUCCCAAGAUAAUUGAGGAGAGUUUUGCUCCAAAGAUAGUGACCGACAAAGAGGUCAAAGAAUCAUUAAGAAAAAUAAAUGCAUAUAUCGAAUUACGAAUGUUGACCGAAGAGGUGAUUCCGCCUGCCAUGAAAAAAUACCGUGUGGCUGAUGGGCGCAUAACAUUUUACGUUGAUAAAGAAUUUGAGGUUAUACUGACACCGAACGUUGCCGAGGAAAAUGUUUACUGGGUCAUAUUAGACCUUAAGAUUUUAGUUCAAUCAGAGAAUGAUAAGCUUGGUGACGAUGUUGACCUGUCCUUACAUGAAAACCAAAUUGAGCACAUCAAAAACUUUGCCCAAGGAUUCCUUAAUCCUCCACCUUUUCAACAGCAACCUAACGAGACUUCAAAGCACCUUCCUUUAUUAAAGUUAUAUGAUUACCUACACACCUUAUGUCUGGAUGCACAACUCGAAGUUUUAUAUCAGCAGGCCUUUCGUUUGCACAAAACACGUUGGUCAGAGAAUUUGGUGGUGGAGAUGGAUCACACACACACAAUUUUGAGAAUCUGUUAUUGGAAUUGGGCGAAACAAACGGUACAAACAGCACAAAUGCAACACAUGCAACAAUCCCGCCGAUCUAACAUCCCAUCGGGCGCGGUGAAUAAGCCGCCCAUAAAUCAUGACGUCAUUGAAAUAUCAAUUGCUGAGGAAAUGCCGAGCAAAUCUUUGAUACAUUACACACGAUCCAAACUUUCAAAGUCAAAUUGGUUGAAUGACGCUUCUCGCGUCAAGUCAGGAGUUAUCAAUGAUGGGCGUGGGCUUAAUUAUCCACGCAAGUUUUUGCGAGCUCGAUGGAGCGGUUUAACGGGUGUGCUUGCCAAUAAGUGGACAAUUUUGGAUUGGGAAUUU
This is a messenger RNA of Acaulospora morrowiae, 1047 nucleotides long. The record is from the annotation of a GenBank genome assembly. Lineage: Eukaryota; Fungi; Glomeromycota; Glomeromycetes; Diversisporales; Acaulosporaceae.